AUGGCAUUUGUUUUGCCAAUGUUUUCUUAUUUCGAAGAUCCUUUAGAAACCGACGAGCCUCUCAUUAAGAUACUCAAUCGCUUCACGUCAUACGCCAGCCUUAGUUCAGUAAUUUUAACGUGGUGUGUCAAUUGGACUGGUCGUCAGAAAUUACAGCUGCUAUUCAAUGAGUUUGCCACAAUCGAAUCCGACUACUUUUGUCGUUAUAAACAUUUGGUCAACGAAUGUGCGAUUUUCGACUGUUAUUUGCUUUGGAAAGGUUUUGCCAUUGUACUACAAAACACCUCAUAUAUUUACACAACAACAUUAGCCGUGAAUGCUGGUUGGAUAUUUUUUCUAUGGAUGUGUCUAAUGGCGUUGCUAACAAAUGUAAUAUUUCUCGUUUUGGCACACUUCUUCCUCGCUGUGCUGUACACUUAUCGAUUUAUUUGGGUAUUGAAUAGACGCCUACAAACUAUUGCCGAUAUUGAAGUGCAGCGGCGUCACUGCCGCCUUUUGGUCGUGGAAAUCGAUACCAUCGCAUCCAUUUAUUUGCGCCUGAUACGUCUGUGUGAAGCCUACACACGCAUACACCAGUUUCAGCUGCUGCUGGUUGUUGCCUGCGUGACCGCCUGCAACAUCGAGGUAUUAUUUUAUAUACGUUUGCUUUGGAGUGGCAAGACAUUCGCGCUGAAUGCGGCAAACGUGUUGGCAGUAGCGCAAAUAUUCUUUGUAAAUGUUUUGGACUUCUGGUUGACGAUCACAAUUUGUGAGUUAGCGGUGGUAACUUCGCGAACGACAUUGGAAAUAUUGCGCGGUUUCAGUGAAAAGACGGAGCUGGCGAUACCUGUGGAGCGGAGUCUGGAAAGUUUCACGAUCAUUUGCUGCAGUAAAAAGUUGCAAUUCCAUUUGUGUGGACUAUUUGAUAUUAACCACUUGAGUGGCUUAAAAGUUUUAAUGACAAUGAUAUUAUACCUUAUUUAUUUAGUGCAAUACCACAAUGAAAAUGAAUAA
Molecule: messenger RNA, 993 nt
Organism: Anastrepha ludens (Mexican fruit fly)
Lineage: Eukaryota; Metazoa; Arthropoda; Insecta; Diptera; Tephritidae
Product: gustatory receptor for bitter taste 22e-like
Exons: 2
Coding region: 1-993 (330 amino acids)
Biological process (GO): sensory perception of taste
Cellular component (GO): membrane
Source: RefSeq, a predicted model, not a curated record